Molecule: messenger RNA, 1440 nt
Organism: Apodemus sylvaticus (European woodmouse)
Lineage: Eukaryota; Metazoa; Chordata; Mammalia; Rodentia; Muridae
Gene: Shld3
Product: shieldin complex subunit 3
Exons: 2
Coding region: 201-968 (255 amino acids)
Biological process (GO): positive regulation of double-strand break repair via nonhomologous end joining; negative regulation of double-strand break repair via homologous recombination; positive regulation of isotype switching
Source: RefSeq, a predicted model, not a curated record
ACCCGGUGAAACUUGAGCCAGGGUAGGCUGAGGUCCGAAGUGCCCGUCAAGAUGGAAGUGAAUCCCCCCAAACAGGAGCACCUGUUGGCGCUGAAAGGUCCUGUUUCUUCUGAUUUGACAAGAAAGACAAUUUUGUAAUAAUAAAUUACAUUCUAGCUCUGAAGAAUUCAGCUAAGAAAUUUUCUCUUCAUUAAGAGUUAAUGGAUUACUGCAGAAUGACUACUGAAGUAAUAUUACAUUAUCGACCAUACGAAAACGACCCUAAACAUCUGGCAAAAAUUGCAGAAAAUGUAAUUCAAGACUUUCCUACUCACCCACUAUCAAGAUUUAUUCCUUGGUUUCCACACGAUGAGUCCAAACUUCCACUCAAGCCUAAAAGAUUGCCACCAAUAAUUUCUGAAGAGGCUGCUGAGAAUGUGAAGCAGUACUUAACCAUUUCAGAACCUAGUGUUAAAUCACAGAGCUAUGAUUGCACAGUAGAUCUUUUGGAAUUUCAACCUAGUUUGAAAAUGCAGCACUUAAUCCAGUCACACACACUGAAGGAGCAGGCUAAUUCGGCAAAUUUGGAUAAAAAUUCAGGAAAAGAAAAACAGCACAAGAAGAGAUCCUGGAGUGUUUCACUUGCCAGCAAACAUUGUCCAAAAAAGAUUUUUCCUUUGUCUAGAAAAUUGCAAGCUAGUUUAAAGACACUACAUUUGCACUCCCUUCAUAGAGCAAGAUGGACUUUAGAAUACAGUGUUUGCAACAACCAAACUCUGGAAGACAUUUGGACAAAACUCAAUCACCUUAUCAGGCACAAUGAACUUCCUUCUUGUAAUGCUACCAUCCAGAGACAGUUAGGCCAAAUAUGGGUGUUCUGUGACAUUAAGUACUGUGAAUAUGUAGGAAAUCUCCUUAAAGAAAGAUUAUCUCUUAUUGGGAAAAUUGAUUUAUUUGUACAUAAAUAUGGUGUUAUUUUUAGUAUGUAAUAAAUUUUGAUUAUCAGGAAAAGUAUUCUGAAUGAGAUGAAUAUGGACUGAAAUUGUGAAAUGAAUAAAUUUUAUUGAUCAUUACAUUUUUAAUGAGUUAAAUUUUAAUGCUUCUUCAUAGUAUAAAGAAAUAAUUAUGAGAUAUGUAUACAGUUUAUGUCCAGUAUAUAAAUAUCACAUAAUUCCAAGGCUUGUCAAUGAAGUCAAGAACAUUCCAGAUUAUGUUUAUUAGCAUUCUUUUAAGUGAACUUUGGUGAAUUAUUGUUUGUACUAAAAUUGAAAGUACGUGUUCUAAUCUUUAUCCCAAUGAUUUGCGUUUAAAUAAAUGGUUUUAUUUUAGUGAAUCCUUAAAAAUCCUUAUUCACCUAAAUAUAAUAUGAGCUGUGUGUAAAAUUAAAAGUAUGCCUGAUUUUGUAUUUUUCAUGAUUUAUUACAAGGUUGCCAGUCAAGAAUUAAAAGUUCGGAAAUCAUA